AUGACUCUAGUCGACAUCUCCCCAAACACCCUCGAUGCCCGCACUAGAACCGAUGCUGUCGAGCUCAGUGAUCUGUCCAGUUAUCUCGAUGCAGUCACUCACUUCUCCUCGAUUGAUGACCGCAAGUUCCUGGCAAGUUGUCUCGAGAAUAUCGUGACGCUCAUGAGCAGGCUCUCGACGCAUCCAACACUGGGUUCAAUAACCGCGAAGCUCCAGGACGCGCUAAUCGACAUCCUUUACAAAGACUUGCCACACCCUCCAAGCAGUUAUCUGAGCAUCAUGCCACAAACUACGCCACCAAUAGACUCUAAUCCCUUCGUUUAUGCAUUCCGAAGCGCCAACGGCUCUAAUUAUAACCCUCUCAUUCCUACCUUGGGAGCUGCUGGUUCCCCAUAUGCUCGAUCAGUUCCUUCAACCUCCCACAUCCCUCCCGCGACAUUACCCGAUGCAGGACUUGUCUUUGACACCCUCUUGAAACGCGAAAAAUUUAUUCCCCACCCGGGAGGCAUCAGUGCUCUAUUUUUCGCCUUUGCAGAUCUCGUUAUUCAUAGCAUCUUCCACACGGACAGCCACAACCCCACGGUAAACUUGACAAGCAGCUACCUUGAUUUAAGUAUUCUCUAUGGCGAUUCGCAGGCUCAAUGCGAUGGUGUGCGCAGCAAAGAUGGGCGUGGUCAACUACACAAAGACGUGUUUGCAGACAGCCGACUGCUGUUCAUGCCUCCUGCAAGUUGUGCUCUAUUGGUUCUAUUGAAUCGCAACCACAAUUAUAUUGCCCAAAAAAUCCGGGACAUCAACGAGAACGGCACCUACAAAUCCGAGUUCAAGGACAAAAAGGAAAGAUUGGGACAAGAUGACGAGAUCUUCAACCGAGCAAGGCUUGUGAACUGUGGUUACUUCAUGAAAAUUAUUCUGGGAGACUACGUUGGUGCAAUUCUCGGCCUUGUUCGAGAUGGUUACAGCUGGCGUCUCGACCCUUUGUCUCAAUCGCGUUCAGCGAACCACGCUUUGUCACCGAGAGGGGAGGGUAAUGUGGUCUCUAUUGAGUUUAAUCUGCUGUACCGCUGGCAUGCAACACUAUCUGAGAAGGACACGCAAUGGACGGAAGAUCUCUUCAAAGGAAUCUUCGAGAGAGAUGAUGUUGAGAACAUUUCCAUCCGCGAGUUCAUUCAGGCUGCGCACACAAAGCUGACUGCAGAUCCGGAUCCCAGAAAGUGGACAUUCGACAAGCUGGAACGUCGCCCUGACGGUCGUUUUCAAGACUCUGAUCUUGCCCAAAUCUUGCAAGAUUCGACAUCCUGGCGGGCUGGCUCUUACAAGGCUCGAGGAAUUCCCAAGGUUCUGCGUGUCAUAGAAGUUCUCGGGAUUGAACAAGCUCGUCGAUGGGGAACAUGUUCCAUGAACGAUUUUCGUCGCUUCCUUGGCCUGAAACCCUUUGCUACUUUUGAGGAGUGGAAUGCCGACAAGGAAGUCAGCACUGCGGCGAAGGCGCUGUAUAAGGAUAUUGAAAACCUUGAACUCUAUGUCGGUUUACAAGCAGAAGAAGCUAAACCCCCUAUGGCAGGUGCUGGACUUUGCCCUGGUUACACGAUCUCGCGGUCGAUCUUGGCCGACGCUGUUUGUCUGACACGCGGUGACCGCUACCUUACGGUGGAAUUCACGCCGUUUAACUUAACUGCCUGGGGUUAUCAUGACUGUCAAUUCGACACUCAGGAUGGUUCAUAUGGCGGUAUGCUCACCAAGCUUCUCUUUCGCACUCUUCCAGACCACUACCCGCCACGCUCCGCAUAUGCCCACUUUCCUUUCCUUGAUCCAGAGUACAUGCGCAAGAAUCUUCACGAAAACAACCCUGAACUAGAGACAAAGUACACUUGGACACGACCCAUCAUCUCACCCGGGGCAGAAAAUGUCAUCGUUAUUAAAUCUCCUGCAGGAGUUCGUCAGGUUCUUGAAGACAAGACUGUAUUCCCAAGGCCAUACGCACAUCGACUAAAAGCAGUGGUCGGUCCGCGUGAUGUCGACAGUUCCUUUGUGCAACGCAUAUUACUCUCGGAACUCCACAAAUGGUCAGACUAUUUCGCUGCCAAAACUCAGUGGUUGGUUAAGAGGCACUGUCUUGAUCACAUCGGAAGUCCCAAACCGUUACAAUAUGUCGACAUUGUUCAAGACGUUAUCAAUCUGCUUCCUGUUCAUUGGAUCUGCGAGGAUUUGGCUGGACUGCCUCUUCUCGGUGGAGCCAAAGGAGAACAAGCCCAAUAUCAAUCGUUCUCUGAUGUAUGCCGAUACGUCUUUUUGAACACAGAGCCCUCGCACGAUUGGCGUCUGCAUGAAAGCUCUCUCAAGACCUUUCAUGACUUCAGCAGCACAGUCAAGAAGCACCUGGGCUCAUGGCUCUUUGAUCCUGACCGUUCAUCACGUGUGGCGGUCCUCAACAAACUCUACUCCGAAAAGAGCGAUGUGGAUGUUGUUGCGACCGCGCUAUUCAUGGAAGUUGUCCCCACAGCAGCGCACUGGUCACAGGCCGUCGCUCAUAUUGUCGAUUUCUACCUGGAUGACGCCCGAAUUGAAGAUAGACGGCGCAUCGUGGCUUUGUCCAAAGUCAAAUCAUCGGAGGCCACUGUAGAAAUAGGCGCACUUAUCCGCUCAGCUCUAGUCGCCAAUCCACCUGUCUGGGGGGUCUAUCGCACUGCGGCGCAAGCAGACACAGUGGUCGACUUUAUCAAGAUUACCCAGGGCUCACGAAUAUUCGUCAGCCUUAAGGAAGCUAAUGUAAUGUCGCUUCCCAUCUCGAAACACUGGAUUCAUGUUCCUUUUUCCAAGGCUGCUAACCCACAUAGUCCAAUUUUGGGUAUCGGAGAGAAUGGGCUAUUGGCUUCUCAGUUUUUCGAGGCUACAGCAGCGCAAACUAUUGGUCAUAUUCUAGGGUUGAAGGAUCUAGAACGGGCUCCUGGGUCGUCAGGAAAGUUCAAUCGCUUUGUUGAAUCGGUUCAUGGGGCAGAGCAACAAUGGUAUGUUGGUGCACACUCAGAACUGAUUCCUUGGCCGGAAUCCCUCUUCGUCCAGUUUUCCACGUAA
Molecule: messenger RNA, 3075 nt
Organism: Mycena indigotica
Lineage: Eukaryota; Fungi; Basidiomycota; Agaricomycetes; Agaricales; Mycenaceae
Exons: 19
Coding region: 1-3075 (1024 amino acids)
Biological process (GO): response to oxidative stress
Molecular function (GO): monooxygenase activity; oxidoreductase activity, acting on paired donors, with incorporation or reduction of molecular oxygen; peroxidase activity
Source: RefSeq, a predicted model, not a curated record